GUGAAGGCAAAGCCCCUGGACUGGCCAGACGUCCCCUUGUAGCCCUGGUAGAGUCAAGAUGAGGUCCCAUCAUGCCCCUCAGUGAGGCCUGCAGCCUGAGCAGAUAGCAUGGCCUGCCACUGGAGGUGAACACCAUGGCUACUGGAGGUGGCCGAGCCUUUGCUUGGCAGGUGUUCCCCCCCAUGCCCACCUGCCGGGUAUAUGGCACAGUGGCAUACCAGGAUGGGAACCUGCUAGUGUUGGGGGGCUGUGGCCGGGCUGGACUGCCCCUGAACACUGCUGAGACACUGGACAUGGUCUCGCAUACAUGGCUGGCACUGGCGCCCCUGCCCACUGCCCGGGCUGGUGCAGCUGCUGUGGUACUGGGCAAGCAGGUGCUAGUAGUGGGCGGUGUGGAUGAAGGCCAGAGCCCAGUAGCUGCUGUGGAGGCCUUUCUGGCUGACGAGGGCCGCUGGGAGCGCCGGGCCACCCUCCCUCAGGCAGCCAUGGGGGUUGCGACUGUGGAGAGAGAUGGUAUGGUGUAUGCUCUGGGGGGAAUGGGCCCUGAUACGGCUCCCCAGGCCCAGGUUCGGGUGUAUGAACCCAGACGGGACUGCUGGCUUUCACUACCCUCAAUGCCAACACCCUGCUAUGGGGCCUCCACAUUUCUGCAUGGGAACAAGAUCUAUGUCUUGGGGGGCCGCCAGGGCAAGCUCCCAGUGACUGCUUUUGAGGCCUUUGAUCUGGAGGCCCGUACCUGGACCCGACACCCAAGCCUGCCUAGCCGCCGGGCCUUUGCUGGUUGCGCCAUGGCCGAAGGCAGCGUCUUUAGCAUGGGUGGCCUGCAGCAGCCUGGGCCCCACAAUUUCUACUCCCGCCCACACUUUGUCAACACUGUGGAGAUGUUUGACCUGGAGCAUGGGUCCUGGACCAAGCUGCCCCGAAGCCUGCGCAUGAGGGAUAAGAGGGCCGACUUUGUGGUUGGCUCCCUUGGGGACCAUAUCGUGGCCAUUGGGGGCCUAGGAAACCAGCCGUGCCCUCUAGGCUCUGUGGAGGGCUUCAGCCUAACACGGCGGCGCUGGGAGGCACUGCCUGCCAUGCCUACGGCCCGCUGCUCCUGUUCUAGUCUGCAGGCUGGGCCCCGGCUGUUUGCCAUCGGGGGUGUGGCCCAGGGUCCCAGUCAAGCUGUGGAGGCAUUGUGUCUGCGUGAUGGAGUCUGAAUGCCUGAUGGGACCUGUCCCCUGGAGCAGCUCAGUGCCAAAAGCAGAUGCCUGUGGUUCCUUUUGCUGCCAAGGAAGCUCACUGUGGCUCUGUGGGAUGAGGGAGGCACAGGGCGGGGCACUUGAGUCACUGCCUCAGGGAUUUGGGGGUGGCUUUCUCAUCUUUAGCGCAGGACAUACAUACGCUUAUACCCACAUUUACCCCCCCAUUCAUUCAUGGACCAUGCCCAGCUCCACCCUUGUUCUGGAACCUACUAGGCCCUCUGUCCAACUGGGAAGUAGGGGAAGGGAGAGCUGGUCUCGUACCACAGGGUCAGUGCCUACCUGGAGUUGAGUUGAUCAGCCCCACCCCAAUGGCUGUUCCUGAAAAAUCCUGUCAGCCGGCCUUGAAGGCCCCUUUGGAUCCAGGAGAGUUCAGAGAGGGUGGGAACACAGAGGGGUGGAGGGGUGGAUGUAGGAACCUCCAGAGGGCCAGAAGAAUGUUGGUUUUGGGCUCUUUACACUGCUGGCUGUGUGACUUUGGGCGAGUCAUUUCACCUCUCUGUGCCUCAGCAUCCUCAUCUAUAAAUGAGGAUCUCUGAAACCUUCCUGCCCUACCUACCUCACAGGGCUGUUGUGAGGACCUAGGGAGUUCAGAUGUGGAAGUAAAAGUGCUGCUAAAAUCUGGUA
Molecule: messenger RNA, 1868 nt
Organism: Vicugna pacos (alpaca)
Lineage: Eukaryota; Metazoa; Chordata; Mammalia; Artiodactyla; Camelidae
Source: RefSeq, a predicted model, not a curated record